Molecule: messenger RNA, 3371 nt
Organism: Scaptodrosophila lebanonensis
Lineage: Eukaryota; Metazoa; Arthropoda; Insecta; Diptera; Drosophilidae
Gene: S1P
Product: membrane-bound transcription factor site-1 protease
Exons: 6
Coding region: 228-3371 (1047 amino acids)
Biological process (GO): proteolysis
Cellular component (GO): Golgi apparatus
Molecular function (GO): serine-type endopeptidase activity
Source: RefSeq, a predicted model, not a curated record
GCGUUAACAGGCCGCUAAAUAAAUUUGUCUUCAGGUGCUCGCUAAAAGUUUGAACAUCAGUAACGUGAUCGUCUCAAUAACUCGGUAGGAGGAGUAUGGCGAAAGCGUCGUCGCAGCAUCUUCAGAGUUUCCUAACAAACAUAACCAGACCUAUUCCCUGCGCGCCACACGACAUUAAAACAAGUUGAAGUGCCGAAGGACCUAUUGAAGUUUAAAUCCUGCUGCUGAUGGAUAAUUUCCUGGCAAGAUUCUUCAAAGCGCUGGUGCUGAUCAUUUGCGUGUCUUUAUUCUCGUUAUCGUCUUCUAUGAAAGUCAGUUUCCAAGUAGAUAAUAUCCCCAAUGAGUUUAUUAUUCAAUAUAAAAAUAAAUAUUACACCAAAGCCAGGACAAAGUACAUUCACACAAAGUUACACAAAUCCAACAUUUCAAACUGGGCUAUUCUACCUCGGCAAAAUUUAGCAAGUUCUUAUCCCAGUGAUUUCGAUGUUCUUCGAAUAGAGAGCUAUAGUUCGUUAGAACGCAUUUUAGAUGUUGUUAAUGCCCAUCCAGCUGUAAAAGCAGUCGUCCCUCAUCGCAGCGUUCAGCGUAUAUUGAGAUGGACUAAUAAUACUCUUCCUCAGCGACAGCUGCGAGGAGUAGCUCGCAAAAAAGCACAAAGCAGCAAAAGGUCAGAACAGGUUACAACUGUUCUGCACACGGAAGUUCUGUGGAAGCUCGGAAUAACGGGGAAAGGCGUCAAAGUUGCCAUAUUUGAUACGGGCUUGACCCAAAACCACCCUCAUUUUCGAAAUGUAAAGGAACGUACAAAUUGGACAAAUGAAAAGUCUGUCGAAGAUGGAGUUAGCCACGGGACUUUUGUCGCUGGCGUCAUUGCUUCUGCAAAGGAAUGCCUUGGCUUUGCCCCUGACUCGGAAUUGCAUAUUUAUAAAGUUUUUACAAAUUCCCAAGUAUCUUAUACUUCCUGGUUCCUCGACGCUUUUAACUAUGUCAUUUAUAGAAAAGUAAACAUUCUAAACUUGAGCAUUGGAGGACCAGAUUUCAUGGACUUUCCAUUCGUUGAUAAAGUCCUGGAGUUAUCAGCCAACAAAAUUAUAAUGGUCUCGGCUAUUGGAAACGAUGGACCCCUAUACGGCACACUUAAUAAUCCAGGCGAUCAAAGCGAUGUAAUUGGUGUAGGUGGUAUAAAUUUUGAUGACAAGCUCGCUAAAUUUAGCUCCAGAGGUAUGUCUACAUGGGAACUACCAUUUGGCUAUGGGAGGGUGAAACCAGAUAUUGUCACAUAUGGCAGCCAAGUGCAAGGCAGCGAUGUUCGGUCGGGCUGCCGACGUUUAUCGGGCACAUCGGUAUCUUCGCCAGUUGUUGCCGGGGCCGUUGCAUUGCUCACGAGUGGAGCACUUCAUAAAAUAGAGAUGAUAAAUCCAGCAGCUUUGAAACAGGUUCUAAUUGAAGGUGCUGUGAAAUUGCCGAACUAUAACAUGUUCGAGCAAGGACAUGGCAAGCUAAGUUUGCUGAAAAGUAUGCAGUUGUUGUUAAAGCAUAAGCCGAAAAUCACACUAAUUCCAUCAUCACUGGACUUUACAUCGAACUAUAUGUGGCCAUAUAGCAGUCAACCCUUAUUCUACGGAAGCAUGGAUGUAAUUGUAAAUGUUACUAUCCUUAAUUCGAUAUCUGUUGCGAGUCGUAUAGUAGGCACACCAAAGUGGGAACAACUUGCAGAUAGUCAUGGACAUUUCCUUAAUAUCUCAACGUCCUUUCCCUCUAUGCUUUGGCCAUGGUCUGGGUGGAUGGCAGUAUACAUUGCUGCAAACAAAGAGAGUCGGAAUUUCGAAGGAAUAGCAAAAGGCAAUAUAAUAUUAUCCAUAGAAAGUAUCGGAAGCGGUAAAAACGAAUCACAUAUUAGCGAAAUACAUUUUCCAAUUGUCGUUAAAAUUACACCUAAACCGCCGAGACAUAAGCGAAUUUUGUGGGACCAGUACCAUAGUUUAAGAUAUCCACCUGGAUAUAUACCUAGGGAUGAUCUCAAGGUAAAAUCUGACCCGCUGGAUUGGAGGGCCGACCACAUUCAUACCAAUUUUCGAGAUAUGUACAUACACUUGCGUAAUGCUGGGUAUUAUGUUGACGUUUUGCGUCAACCCUAUAGUUGCUUUAACGCAUCGGAAUAUGGUACUUUGUUGAUUGUUGAUCCUGAAGAAGAAUUUUUUGAUGAUGAGAUUGUUAGCUUAGAAAGUUAUAUCUACGACACUGGUUUAAGUAUCAUAGUAUUUGCUGAUUGGUAUAACACAACAGUAAUGAAAAAAAUUAAAUUUUUUGAUGAGAAUACUAGGCAAUGGUGGAUUCCUGAUACUGGAGGAUCCAAUAUUCCAGCACUAAACGACCUUUUAAACCCCUUUGGCAUUAGUUUUGGUGAUUUUGUUGGAGAGGGACAUUUUAAACUGGGAGAUCAUUCAAUGUAUUAUGCUAGUGGGGCUUCAAUCAGUAGAUUUCCGAAAAAUCCUGAAGAUAUACUGAUUGGAACGAAUUUAAAUGACCAGGGGUUAUCGAUAAUUGAGAACGUGAAAAGCCCUGACAAGGAUGCCAAAAAAAUAUUUGUCCCUAUUAUGGGGUUGUUCCAAACAGAGCUCAUCACACGCCAAAAAAACUUUAAAGAACAAUUUGCCAGCAAACAUCCAAUUGUGGAGGACAAUGAUAUAAGGCAAAAUAAUUGGUUAGAUGAUCUACCAUCGGAAAAGAAUCCAAUAUUAAACAAUCGCGUAUUACUUCAUAACCAGCAACAAAUGCCAAAAAGUAUUAAGCAUGAAGACCAACAUUUUAAAACACAAAAUACAAAUCAGGAAGGCCGCAUUGCUGUCUAUGGAGAUUCAAAUUGCUUAGAUUCAACCCACAUGGAGAAGGCCUGUUAUUGGCUACUAAUAACCAUUCUAGAUUUCACUAUGAACUCUCACAAGUCGAAGUUGUUGCAGAAUUUAAAUCAAUUUGCUGAACUCAGCAAAUUAGAGAGCAAGCCAUUGCCAAUGCGGCUUGCUAGCAGUAAACUGACAAGAUUUUCAAAAGUUCUCAAUGGAAGAGAAAAUAUGAAAAAUCGUUGCAAAGACCUGCAAAGGAAAAGAGCAACGUCAUAUAAUUCUAGUGAGCAAAUAAGAAUUGUGAAUGAAACUGCAGAAUAUGAGAACAAUGAUAUUCCAAACAACCUUGAGCUUAUGGGUUUGCUAAAUACUGAGAUCGCCAGAAUCGCUUUAAAUGAGGAGCAAAUUAAUCUACGGAGUAUAGAUUUUAACAUAAUGACUUCGGUAAUCUUUAUGAUAACGCUAAGCCUAAUCGUUAUUAUAUUAUUUAUACUCUUUUUCAAAAGAAAAAUUGUAUAUAAAGUUUAA